Molecule: messenger RNA, 3169 nt
Organism: Rubroshorea leprosula
Lineage: Eukaryota; Viridiplantae; Streptophyta; Magnoliopsida; Malvales; Dipterocarpaceae
Source: the annotation of a GenBank genome assembly
GUGCCGUUUAGAUGAAGUAUUUCAUAAGCUUCUUGACGAUGAAAACCAAAAAGAGCAGUAAUACUAAUGGCAGCGUCGAGUCUUUUUGGCGCGUUGGGAAAAUAGCAUCGCGGCGAAUUCAAUUUUCUCCGUCUCAGAAGCCUCCUUGGAGCUUUCGCAAGUCGAUCUGGAACGAAAUUAGGGUUUCUAUUUGACGAGGUUCUCAAUUACAAUCCAAAUAGGAAGUGUUAUGGGUGGCAACGAUGAAUCUUCUAAACAAGUUAUUGAAAGCCUUACUGAAAUGGGAUUUGAGAAUUCUGAUAUAAUGGAAGCUGUAAAAGCUGUAGGUCCCUCACUUGAUGCGGCAGUUGAGUAUAUUCUCAAUGGCUGUUGUAGAAACAGUAAGGAAGCAUCAACUAGUUCUAAAUCUUGUGUGAGCAACAGAAAGUCGCAGGGCAAGAGAGACUCAAUUUCGCGUUGUAUAGGUCAAACGCGGCAGUCCAGCAUUCUAGAUCAUUUCCAGUCCAACAGAGGCAGAGUUAGUGGUAUAACUAAUGCAUCUGCCUCUAGAUCAGAGGUCGUACCUGGUCCUUUGGAAGUGGACCAGGGACUAUUGCCUGCUGCUACUUGUAACCCUGAAACUCUCCCAGAAACGUUGCCAGUUUGCUGUUUGAACAAGCUGGACAUUGGAUCAGAUUGGGAAGAGAAGGUUAAUAAUCUGUUGAAGAAGCUUUUUGGUUAUUCAUCUUUGAAAAGUUUCCAGAAGGAAGCAUUAGCUGCUUGGCUAGCUCAUCAGGACUGUCUAGUACUUGCUGCAACAGGAUCUGGUAAAUCUCUAUGUUUUCAGAUUCCAGCUUUAUUGACUGGGAAGGUCGUUGUUGUGGUUUCACCCUUGAUAAGCUUGAUGCAUGAUCAGUGCUUAAAACUAUCAAAACAUGGGGUCGCUUCUUGUUUUCUUGGAUCUGGGCAAUCUGAUAGCAGUGUGGAACAGAAGGCAAUGAGGGGCAUGUAUAGUAUCAUAUAUGUUUGUCCAGAGACAAUUCUAAGACUGGUUGAGCCACUGCAAAAGCUAGCAAAAAGUCGUGGAAUUGCACUGUUUGCAAUUGAUGAAGUACAUUGUGUAUCUAAGUGGGGUCAUGAUUUUCGGCCAGACUAUAGGCGAUUGUCUGUGUUGCGAGGAAAUUUCAUUGACAUACCACUGAUGGCAUUGACUGCUACUGCCACAGUUCAGGUUCGAGAAGAUAUUAUUAAUUCUUUGCACAUGUCAAAGGAAACAAAGAUUGUGCUGACUUCAUUCUUUCGCCCAAAUUUACGGUUCUUGGUAAAACAUAGUAGAACAUCUUCAUCAUCUUCAUAUGAGAAGGAUUUCAGCCAAUUGAUAGGCAUGUAUGCCAGAAAGAAAAAUAUUGGUGGAAAGAAACAGACUGUAAUCUCUCAAGAAUUUGAUGAUCAGUCUGAUUCGGAUCAUUCUUUUCUAAGUGGUUUGGAUGACUUUGGGGCUGGUGGCAUUGGUGAAGAUGAUGAAAUAAAUUCUACAAAGGGAAAUGCCUCUACUGUUUCAAAGGAGAAGGAAAUGUCAAUUGAAUAUUUAGAAAAUGAUGUUGAUGUUUUUCGGAGUGUGGAUGAUUGGGAUGUUGCUUGUGGUGAAUUCUGUGCAAAGGCUCUUUGUGAAGACUGGGAUGCAAAUGAGAUGGUUGAGACAAUUGAUCAACCAAAUGAAUUAGAGAAAGGAUUGAAACUUCUGGGAGAGCCUCUAGAGAAGGGGCCUACAAUAAUAUAUGUUCCAACAAGGAAAGAAACCUUGAGCAUUGCCAAGUAUCUUUGUGAUUUUGGAGUGAGAGCUGCUGCUUACAAUGCAUCGUUGCCAAAAUCACAUCUAAGGAAGGUUCACAAAGAAUUUCAUGAAAACUCACUAGAGGUUGUUGUUGCAACCAUUGCUUUUGGAAUGGGCAUUGACAAGUCGAAUGUCCGAAGAAUUAUACACUAUGGUUGGCCACAGAGUUUGGAAGCAUACUAUCAAGAAGCAGGCCGAGCUGGAAGGGAUGGGAAAUUAGCAGAUUGCAUUUUGUAUGCGAACCUAUCAAGAGUACCUACUCUUUUGCCAAGCCGAAGAAGUGAAGAACAGAAAAAGCAGGCCUAUAAAAUGUUAUCUGAUUGCUUCAGAUAUGGAAUGAAUACUUCAUGCUGUCGAGCGAAAACAUUGGUUGAGUAUUUUGGGGAGCAAUUUGGUUAUGAGAAGUGUCUGUUGUGUGAUGUGUGCGUUGAUGGACCUCCUGACAUGCAGGAUUUGAGAGAGGAGGCAAAUACUUUAAUGCAAAUUAUUGCUGCUCAUUAUGUAAGUGUUGGUGGCAAUUUAGUUCUUUAUAGCAAUUCGAUUUUUAGAUUCCUGGCGCAAUUUUAUUAUGUCCAGUCAGGCCAAAAUGGGGAUAUUUUCUUAACUCUGACUAUCUCUAUCACAUAUGUUCAGGAUGGCUUGUAUGAUGAUUUUAUAUGUAGUGAUACUGAAAGACAAAAGCUCAUGGCAAAGCCAAACCUCCGAAUGUUUGUUAGUAAAAUAAGGGAGCAGUCCCAAAAAUUUCUAGCCACUGAUCUGCUCUGGUGGCAAGGUCUUGCUCGAAUCAUGGAAGCAAAAGGAUAUAUCAGAGAGAGAUGUGAUGAGAUCUAUGUUCAGAUAAAAUUCCCAGAGCCAACGAGAAAGGGGCUGGAUUUUGUGCAGUAUGAAAGGGAUCAAGCUUUCUAUGUUUACCCUGAGGCAGACAUGCUUCUCUCCCUGAGAAAAACCAGAUCCUUUUCCACUUUCUCACAAUGGGGAAAGGGCUGGGCUGAUCCUGAGAUUCGUCGGCAAAGGCUGGAAAAUAUUCGAGCUAGCAAACAGCCACGACACUCACGAAAAAGAAAAAGAAAAUCAAGAAAGUUUAGCAUGGAUUUGAAAACUGCCCGCGGUAGAAUAAUGGCAAAAGUCUUGAAAAAGAAGUAAAAUAGCAGGAUUGUCUUUCUCUGUUCUCUUUUUUUUUUUUUUUUACCAUUUUGUUGGAAUGUGUAUGUGAAGGUAAUAGCAUGGUUCUUCUUCCUUCAUAUGUUAAGGUAACCUUGGUUAUGGGGUAGAUGUAGAAUUCUGUUGUGUUUUAAAAUGUCAUUUUUAAUAUUUAGAAAAUCAUUGAAAUUUGGAUAAUAAAAUAUCAACAAAACA